Diorhabda sublineata is the source of this 9362-nucleotide messenger RNA. RefSeq lists its product as uncharacterized. The transcript is spliced from 5 exons. Lineage: Eukaryota; Metazoa; Arthropoda; Insecta; Coleoptera; Chrysomelidae. The record is from RefSeq and is a predicted model, not a curated record. Bases 324 to 1280 code for a protein of 318 amino acids.
CUGCGAUGAGAACUUGGGGGGUUUCAUGCGCCGUACAAAUCGCGACUGCCGUGGCCGCGGGUAAACAACCGGCUCGUUUCGAUCUUUCUUAUGAGCCGCGGACGUAACUCGAAAAAUUAUAAGUGACUGAAUGUUUCGCCGGUUUCCUUAGAUCGGUUCAUGUGUGUGAUUUUACGUAAUAUUCUAUAUUAAUAAGUGUAGUGUGACUAAAAGUACGUUGAUAUUCGUGAAGAUACGCGAAAUGUGGUAAUUUCUCAAAAUCCUCCGUUCCUAAUGGUGCUAUAACUUGGAUUCGAGUUCCUCAUUAGCCUCGCCUUGUAACCAUGUUAUCGUACAUGCUUCCGGUAGAUGAGAAACCUCCUCCGGGACCACCAAAGAGUCAUUUACAACUCUCUUUGAGUGGCGGCGAUCCGGUAGCCAACGGGAGGACGUCCACGCCUAUUUCUAAGGAAACUAGCGUCAGUUCUUUUGCCAGUGAUCUAACCACAGCUACGGCUAGUCAUAGUUCAAUGACUACUCCUACUAGUACAAGCGAUAAGGGGAAACCCAAGUUGAUGGUUAAUGGUAAACAUCCUACUUUGAAAAGGGUGUCUUUUGGCAGUUCCAAAGGAUCAAUGGUAGAAACGCUUAUUUUCGAAACGCCGGUUCAAGAAGAGCCGGAACCUAGUCCGAUACCUGAAAAUAGCAGCCCUUUCCCUGCCGACCUUGAUCAAACUGAGGCCGAACGAGAAAAAGUAAAAGUGAAAUUUUUUCAACAAUCGAAACCUCUGGAAGUCGAUUUACCGAAUGAGCCUAUUUUCCCAGAAACGAAUUUCCUAAUGGCGUCACCGGUAACAAUUAGCGAAACUAAUCACGUGGUUUAUACUAGAACCGAAAGUAUUGAAAGCGGUUGGGACAACCCCUUCCGACCAGGAGGCGAUCUCAGUCGAGAAGCCGACGAAAUAGUAGAACUAAUCAAAGGCGGUAAACCGAUAACGCCAACGCCAGGUCAACAACCGCCUCCUAUCCCGAACUCCGAUUCCACAGACCAUACUCAAUUAACGAAUAACGUCCAGGAACCGAUCACCGAGUCUCCUAAGAAAAUCGCCUCGCUCCAAGCGGCGGCAACGACGCCCGUUACGCCUAAAAGCGCUAACGGUACCACCCCGAAGAAUAAUAGCACCACUCCAGGUACUGUGGAAGUUCAAAGAGUGACUGUUAAACCAGACGGCGACGCGUCCCAAGUCGAACACAUCACUAUCAAAAAGAAACAAAAGUGUGCGUGUUGUGUCAUACAAUAAAUUUUAGAUUUAUAUUUAGGAAUAGUUUCUGUUACUAUUGUAACUCAUUCAUGAGGACGGUGGUGUGAAAAGGAUCGAUAUUGAGGUUACGAGGUACCGUGGUAUCUGUGAUAAGGUAGCUGACGUUAUUAUGUGAACGGAAUGGUAAUGGUAGCUUGUGAUUUUUUUCUAGAAAAAAUAUUUAAUAUGAGUUCAAAUUAACAGCAAAUUUAUGAUAGGGUAUAUCCAGAAAGUAUUGCGUCAAGGCCAUCGCGAUUUCCAUGCGGAAAGGCUCUAACGGGGAUAACCGUCGAGGGCCCUCUUGGUCGGGCCGGCCCGAAUAUGACUCUGAUCUAAUUUGUGGUCAGAUAGGAAGCCGAGCUUCCAGGAAUCCUUCAUAUCUGGCUUGACCCUUUGUUUGACUAUUCCGUAACAUCUUGUGCCAUUUGUCCGACUGGGAUUUCGAGAGAUAAUCCCUAAAUGCCUCUUCAAGAUUUGCAAAUUUCUCCAUCGGUGUUGUCUGGAGUCUCACACAAAUCUUGUUCCACUACUGGAUCGUUUUUAUCCAUCCUGACUUUGGUCGCGCUUCAAUAGAGACGUGCAAUGAUUCAAGCAUCCUGUCCUGUGGCUUGGUCCGCUGCCCCCAGUCGAUUCGGAAAAGAUGGCACGCAUUACUUUCCGGACAUACCCUGUAUAUACGUGUUAGUAAAUGUGAAGGGCAAAAACAAAUCCUAAAGGUAUUCAUCUCAUAGCUUUUGUGUAUUGUAUUCAGCUUGUGGUCUUUUUAGUACUUUAAGUUUGAAAUUGCAAUGAAAAUUGCAGUUUUUCUCUUAAUAUUACUAAUUGUAUUUUUGAAGAAAAAAACUCUAUGUGAAGUAAUAGAAGAACAUCCAUUUAUCUAUAAAAAAUAACGAUUUUCAUUGUCCAAACCACCCAUCAGCUGCUUUGAAAUUAAAAACUGAAUUAGGUAUAUUAGUUUGCCUGAAAAAUGUGGCAACAAUGGGAAACUUUUUCAUUAUUUAUGUUAUGAAACAAAGUAGGAUUGAUUAUUAAUGCGUAGUUUAGCAUUUAGAACAAUUUUUCAUAUCUAUAAUUUACAGUAUUGCCUAAAAUAAAAAUAUGCAUAUUUUUUGAUAAAACUCGUAUACUAGCAAAAUAUAUCUGAUAUUUAUGUUCCUCCUUACGAACCAUGCAGAAUUUUUUAUAUAAACAAAUCUUUUUGUGUAACAUUAUUAAUAAAAAAGUUUCUAAUGGUUCACCCACCUUUUUAGACACACUGUAUAUACUGUUGUAUCUGUUGAAUUAUAUAUAAAAAAAUAGUAGAUAAUUAACGAUACUCUCAAACAAUUUAAUCACAAGCUUAUCGUAAUCGCUUAUAGGCACUUAAAGAUUUUCAUUCAAAUUUUGAAAAUGACUUUCUUUUAUUUUCAAAUGAGAUUUUUGAAACAAAUCAAAUUAGUACAAAAAUUAUUGAACUUAUCACAAAAUAUUUUAUCAAUACUGGAAAAAGUAUGUUCUAAACGUAUUAAAAAUGAAAUCUUAAUCAAAAUAUUUGGUAUAUAUGUUGUUAUUUGAAAAUACGGGGGUUUGACGUAACGUAUCGAUAUCUCCCAGUAUUUGAAAAUACAUAUUACAACGUACAAAUAUACAUGAAAGUUGCAAAUUAUAUAUUUUUACUCUAAGCAGUACUAAAUUAGAAAGGAAGAAAAAUGUACAUAGAUCUGAAAAUGAUAAUUUUGACACGUCCUAUUUAUAUUAUAAUGCAACCACAGACCUAAUAACACAAGUGACCAAAUAUUCUAUUAUCCAAUUAUCCUUGUCAGCUUAGAAUUGCUUUCCGAUAACACUGCAAAAUGCGUACCUUCGUAAGCCGCCAGUGGUCUCUGAUUAUCGACUAAUUUUACCAUAAAUAAAACAUUUUUUAGUUAUUUUAUAAUACAUUUGGUUUUUUUUAAAUAUUUCGAUGAUGCUAAGGUAAUACUUGUAUUGCCUAACCUUGACAUUGAAAGUCAAACUAUUGAACUAACGAGAUUUAUUUAAAAAAAUCACAAGGAUAAUUGCAUGAUUAAAAUUUAUAGAAAAUAAAAACACUACAUAUUAUUUUUUAUACUGAACACACCUUUAUACCAACACUACAUCAACACUCACAAUUACACUGUUUGAACAAAUUAUCGUUAUGAAGUUAAACCUUCAAUUUCUGAAGACGCUAAACUAGUACUAAUAGUUAAACCGAAAUGUAAGGCAACAGAAUAUUUCAAUAAUAAUAACAAAGAAAAUGGCCCGCCACUGAUGAUAAACAAUUUUGUUUUCUAGACAUGAAAUGUAACCACACUUACCUGCGAAAAGUUAAAUCUACAUAUAAAUUAUACAUUUCCACUAAUUUCACUAUCACGAACCAUAAUUGUUUGAUAAUUGAUGUUUUUUUCAAGAAAAAUCACACAUAUAACCUAAUAAUUAUAAAUUAUAAAUUCAAAGUUUCUGGAAGACAAGAAAUAAAUUCAUUCAUUAUUAUGUAUCCAGCCAUCUCUUAGCGUAAAAUUGUCAACAGUGUUGCCAUGCUUCUUUUUAUCUCAUACGAAUAAUUAAUAAAAUGAAAUUAUUAUUUUAUAAUAAACAGUUUGAUUUUAAUAUUGAACAAUUUAAUAUAAAAUUGAAUUAAAUCAGUAUUUUCCAUUAGUUAAUUGCUAUUGAUACUAAAUUGCUCCUAUUUUAUUUUUUCUCGAGAAACUUAUACUGUUUGUAAAUUUGGCUACACUGUGGCUACAAUUUUUAUAGCAUAGAAAAUGGCUCCUUCUAGAAAUGUAAACAAUUUGCUCUUUUGUGUUACUAGGUGUGUGACUGCAACAUAUUUUAUCUUUAUGCAUUAUUUUAAGGUAUUUUAUCACAGAUAUACUUAUAAGUGAUAUUUAAUAGUGAUCAUUUCGAUCUUUUUUUCAACACUUUUAAUAAUAUUAUGCUUUGAAAAGAUAAUAGAGGAGCAGACUAAAUCUACUGUUGCUUUUUUGUAACAAGUGCAGGAUAAAAAAGUCAACUAGACUGAAUUUUUCGAAAAAAAAAAACAAAUGAAUGUAAGAUAUAUGUAUAACGUGAAUAAUCAGUUCAUCGAUUACCAAUUUUAUGUAUUUUGACGAAUAUUUUUAUAGACUAUAAUUUUUUUUAAUUAAUCUUCAAGGUACAAAAAAUUGUAUAAACAAAUUUCAAAUGUAAAUAAAAUCAUUAUUUAUUAUUGACGCCACUGCAAUAAGAAUCAACUAACAUAGUAGUCCUCAAUACAUAGGAAAACUUUUAUGCAUUUCGAUGAAUUUCCACUUGCCCUAAUUGCUUUGUUUACUUUACAGACUCAAUUAGGUUUUUUAUAUUGUGGUAAUUUUUCAUGUACUUCAUGCUGAAUUAACUUUGUGUCUUCCAAAAGACCAAGAACAUUAUACCUACAUGGACUGUUAUGAGCUACCACAACCUGGAUCUGCUUUUUGCCCACUUUCUAGCAAACUUCAGAAUUUCUAACAUUGAUCACUAUUCUAUUAGUUGAUUCUCAUUACACAACUGAAGAUUCCCUAUCAGCAGGUUUCCAAAACAAAAAGACAUUGACACAAUCUUGGUUAUUAAUCCUAUGGUGUCAUCAAUAAUCCAUAUAUAGAUAUCAUUAUUUUAAAACCCCAUUUGAUUCUUAGUAAUAAGUCAAAUCAUAUCUCAAAUAUGUGGAUAAUUUUUCUGUUAGAUACUGCUUUGAAGUAAAACUGCUUUAAAAGAAACAAGGAAAGAAUGUUGAAUCAAUCAAAAAGUAAAUUAAAACAUUUUUAUUCACCUGUUUCCGAACGAAAAAAUAUUAAAAAAAAAUUCAAUAUAAGUACAAUAGAUUAAAUAGUUUUCGUGUGAAUGUUAUUUUUGUUACAAAAUUGGAACCUGUUUGAUGUGGUAUGAUGUACCUUAAAAAAUAUCAACAUGUAUAUGUUAGAAAAGAAAAUAAAAUAGUUGUAUUGAUCCCAUUCUGCUUUUUAUCAAAAAAUAGGUAGCUUGUCUGGCAUCUAAAUACGAACCUAACCUUGUAUAACAUUUAAUAUACAGUAUACCUCUUCAAAAAAUUUUAUUUAAAAAUUCAACUUAGGAAAAAUUUGUAACAUGUUACGUUUUUCUUCAAACGUUUUGAAUAUUCCUUUCUUCACGUAUUAUGGCACAGUAGUCACUUAUUCUAACCUCGAAAUUGAUUCGAAUUCUUCUUCUACCUAUCUACAAUACAAAUAAAAGGAAAUUUUUGGUGGUUUUAUUCUUUAUAUUCGCCAGUAAGUUAUUCCUUGCUUAUUUAUCAUUUUGUUCACAAAAAUAUUGAUUUCCUUUUUGUUUUAAGCAAAUUUUGUAUUAAAUUUCCCCGUAAAUUCGUAUUUCCUAUUUAUUUGAUAGAUGAUAGAAUAGAACAGAUUCCUAUCUGGUUACAUUUGGAAAAAAUAUAAGUUCUUUUUUUUUGAUAUUAGAGUUGAGGUUGACUUGUUGGUUCAAUAAACAACAACAAAAUGUUUGAAGAAAAACUUAAAAAGCCGUAAUCAUUAAAAAUUGUGGUAUUUAUACUGUGUGUUGAAUGUUAUCAAAAUUUUAUUGUUAUUAGUUUUUUAGAAUUACUUUUUUAAUAUUCGACUAUGAAUUUAACUCAUUUGAUUUCUUUUUCUUGCAUUUCCUAUUUUAACACCAACUUUAUUUGAUAUGUGUAUUAUUGUAAUUUUAUAUUUAUGAUAAAUUUAAUGUUGACAAUGUAUACUUUUUAUAAUUGUAUAAAACAACACUUACUGUAUCAUCAUUUUGCUAAAUAUACAGUGUUACAAAAAAGCGUAGCUAUAUAAACAUAUUACAGUCUACCUUUACUAAUUUUAAAAACUAUGUAAAUUACAAUUUUAAUAUAUUAUAUUUACACAUAAAAAACUGUUUAUUUUAAAAAUUUCGAGUUGAUUUUGAUUCAAAAGAAAUUUCAAUAACAUACGUGGGUGAAUAAAACAAACUUUGACCAAAACAAAACAACUGAAUUUCAUAUAGUGACUUUUUAUAUAUAUCAAAGAGUAUAAAAAUCAAAUAAUUUUAUGUAUACCUUCUAAACAGAGUGUCCUGGACCUAGUGGUGGUUGAAUCAUAAAAAAUCAAAAUUAUGUUAGUACCUCUUCUUCCUUUUUGUAUUAUGAGCCUCCAAAGUUUGAAUUCUGUUUUUUUAGUACUACAGAAGGAUAUUCAUUUGUAAACUUUAUAUUUAUUCGACUUUUUUAAAGAAAUUCUAAUACUUUCAUUUGUCGGAAGGUAAUUUACGUAAAAGCAUUUUUUCUGGCAAAGCUAUAUCCACUUGGACAUGUAUUUUAGGCUUGAAUUGCAAUGCUUGCUACUAUUAUCAGUAAGAAGUUCAAUUUCAUUUAGGUCAUCAUUGUUUAGUAAGAAGCCAUUAAUUCCAGCCUCAGAAAAGCCCCUAUCAACGAAAAAAACUAAAGGAAUCUCAUCUUCGUUUUCAAAGUCAUCGUCUGUAUAUUCUUCAUUGUUUAACUGAGGCCAUAAGGGAGUCCAACAUUUUUUUAUUAGAUUCGAAUUGAACUUUGCCAAUCUUCAGCCAAUGAACAGCUUUUUCAUGGUGGUUUCUUAAGGACAUCUGAUACAGUACAUUCAGAUUUCAAUUCCUAUUGUACAAAAACUUGAGGCAACAAUUUUUCUCAUAAUUCACCUUCAUUAUUUGAAUAACGUUUUGGUCCAUUGGCUGGUUAAGUCAAGAGUCAAAAUAUAACCUGAUACAGGCUGUUCCAUAAACAAUGAAUCUUUACGUGUGAUCUCGCAUAUCUCAGGAAUAGUCAAUGUUUCCUUUUAUUUGACGUCGUAGCCAUGAUGUAAAAACACAAAUAACUAAUGAUUAUGAGACCUACUCGACAUUCGGUAAGUAACUGGCGUGACAACGCAGAGAUUGAGAGAUAGAUUCGAUGGAUAAUUUUUGGUUGGCCCUGAUAUAGGAGUUGCUCCUCUGCAGGGCUGGGGUUGUGAUGAUUGCAUUAUCGUUGGUUGAAAAGGAGGAGAAACGGACGACCAAUUGCCAGGACAAGGCGAAAAGAGAGCGGCUAAGUAAAAACGGUCCACCUCAGUUUGUUUUGUAAGUUUUUUUUUUGUUUUGGUUCAGUUUUGAUUUUCUAUUUGUUUUUUUUUACUUUAAAUUAGGGGUGGAUGGGUAUGUAUAUGAUGUAUAUGCACAAUUUAAAAGUACUAACAUCAUUUUAUAAGCUUCAGACUUAUUUUUCAUUAGUAUUUUUGUGAAAAUAGAAGAUUUUCUUCUAAUACAUUCUUUGGUCAGUGAAUUUUCACAAUUCUAUUCAUAACAAUAUGAAAAUACAUAAUUAUAUAGUAUUUUGGAUAUUCAUAUUGUAAUUGUUGAUAAUAAUCCAACCAGAAGACUCUUUUAUACAUAGAAUUCAACUAAAUUAGGAGCGAGUUACAUUAAAGGAUCAGUUUUAGAAAAAAGGGUAAGUUUACAGUAUUUUGAAACACAUUUUAUUAUCAAGAGAAAGAAGCUUAUUUAAGGUAUUAAAAUUCAUUUUACUACCAACGUCGCGACGUAUUAUGUAUAUUAUAAUUCUAGGAGAGACAUUCUGGUAUUGAACCAGUCAGCCAGAAUAUAAAAGAUAAAAUUAAAUUUUUUUUAUUUAAGAAACUAGAUUUGGAUUCUUAGAAAAAUAUGGUCAAUGGAAUAGACCAGGAAUAAGUGAGGUAACAAAACAAAAACUGAAUUGAAUUUAAUGAUUAUUACAAUAUGGGAAAACACAAAAAAAAGCAAACCUCAAAAUGAAUGAGUAUCAUUAAAGUUAUUAAAAGUGACUGGUUUCUACCGGAACUGUAUGUAUAUAAGUAUAUAUAAAUAUUUUCAUAUGAAUGAAGGUUUAUAUUAAUCAAAACAGUGGAUUUUUCGCAAUAACGUGGUAUAUUCUGUAGAAAAGAUUCAAUAAUUUAUUACGAAAAUGUCUAUUAAUUGAUAAGAACCAUGUGUAACUUAUUUUUACUCACAUUUAUUAAAUGUGUAAUCAAUUAUAAUAAACCCAAGAAAAUCUAAAUGUCAAGUUAUUAAACAAAUUGAACAACAUAGUGCCUCAACAAUAAUUUUCAAUUGGCUAACAAAACCUCUAAUUACUAUAGAAUUGGCAGUAAUUGUAUUAAAAUGAUACAAAUCAAUUUCUAUUAUAAUAAAAACAUUUGCAUAACUUUGAGAAUCUUAAAUGCCUGCCAAAAAUACAGAUUGUAACCUUAAAAGCUAAAUAACCAGUCAUUAACCUAUACAAAUUGGUACGUUAGACAAAAAAGUCUUCCAAAAGUUUUUGCAACAUAUAUUAAACGUUCAUAAUCAAAAAGGUAUCAUUUAUCUUUGUAGAACAUGUUUAUAUUAAAAAAAAAAACAGUUUGGAUGCUACAAAUUUUCAAUUAUUAUGACAAACAUUAAAUCCUGGUAAUAUUUUAAUUAAUGAAAUGUAAAUAACACAACUUGAGACGUAAUAAAUAUAUCAAUGACAUUAGAGUAAGAUUCAAUGAAAAUGCGGAAUUUAUACUAGUCUAAUAGACAUUUUUGAUUAAUUUCGUAUAGUAUAGUUAUAUUGUUAAAUUAAGUUGUACAUGGGAGUGUAUGUUAAAAAAAUGUGUUUACAGUAUAAGUUGAAAAAAAAAUACUUUUCGACAUAUUAAUAUCCGUAUCUGAAUGGUUUUAUUCAAAAAUCUAUCAUAUGUACUGUUUUGGUUCAAACUACAAUCUUUUCACGAAUAAAUUAAAAAUCUAUCUGUUUAAAUUGAAAAUACAAUAGUUUAGAGUUAUUGUGUUUAAUUAGAUUCUUGAGAAUAUAUUCUACUACAAUAUUUUUAGUAUAACCAAUUAUGUCUAAAAGUAUUAAAUACUUAUAAAAAGUUUAGCACAAAAGAUAUUUGUAUAUCAAAUUGUACAGCUUAAUGUGCUUCAUCAACAUUAUUUAUUUUAUAUUGUACAUUUGCAUCAUAAUAAGCAAUAUAGGCUCUGAAUCAAAAUAUCAAAAUAAUUUUUUUAUCUGUAUAAUAUGUAUAAUUAAUGUUUUAUUUGUAUACCAUGCCACAUAGCAUUUAAUAUAAUUUGUGAUGU